AACACCUAAAACAGUUAUUCAAUCGUGUUGAAACUUCGCAUGUUUUUGUUUGGUUUAUCGAGAUGAGGAUCUUCAGUUUGGAACGAUGCUCGUUUGGCUCGAUCAAAUGUUCAUCUCAUUCAAUUCUUAGAUGCCUUAAUCUGCUACUUUGCAUUUCCUUGCCUCGAUAAGCUAUCCCAGAAACCUAACAUUCCUGUUGACAGUUGUUAAUGGUGCUUCAAAGAUUUAGUGCUUGGUAAGUUUGAGGCUCAACCCGCUAGUGUUCUGCUUGCUUUGUGAUGACAUAUUCACCAGGAAGUCAUGCCGUCCCUGUUCCACUGAGGAAUAUAAAAAUUGAAUGUUGCUUAUGUUUGCUCAUGAUUCUGUAGAUCUUCGAUUUGACACAUAAAUACUUGAAGUAUUGUCAUGUGAGAUCAUCUCUGAUUAUUUUUGUAUCGCUUAUGAUGCAGGUUAUGAUGGACCGAGCAACCAAGCUUGUGAUGUUUCUCUUGGAUGAAAUGUGUUUUGAAUUCCAUACGUAGAACACAAUGAAAGUUGUUGAAUCAAUUUUGGACUGAGAUGCAAUUAAAGCAUGUAUUUCAUAUUCUGUAUGCAUCAUUUGAUUGGUAUUGGACAGCUAUGGCAAUGGAGUCAUACAUUGUUCUCUUGGAAAUUUUGAAUCCUUUGAUGUCAGUCAAUCCUCUAAUGGUAAAGUAAUACUUGGUCAAAUUGUGUCAUACUAUCCAUAUUACGCGUAAUGAAAUUAUGGGAGUCACGGCAAGGUUGAAAAAUGGAGACCGAAGGCACAAAAACGUUUUGUCCUUAACUGUUUGUCUAAGAGGGAGGUAUAGGAUCUUAAGUAAAAAACCUUAAGGUGAAGAAUACUUCCGGUCUUUAAAUUGGCGGAAUAGCAGAGAUAUAGAUUUGGUUUUGGAUUUCCUUGCUCUCAAUGAAUAUUUUGGUUGGUGAUAUUGUUUAAAAAUGAUUAAGUCUCUAACUUCCACUGGUAUGAUUUAAGUUUUUGGCUGAGAUUUUAUCUAAUAAUUUGGUUGAUUAGCGGUAAGAUUAGACUCUUUCUACUUUUUCGUGAUUGUAUCAUCACUAAGGGUUUGAAUAGGUGUUCAUAUUUGGAUGAUUUGGUGACAACUUCAACUUUCUUUGCCAAAGUGGUGGACUGUCAGUUUUGUUGCAAGCGUAACGGGUUUCCUUUUGCCAAUAUUUUGUUUUCUUUUUAUCAGCAAGGGAUGUUUUCUCUUUUUUGAGUUAUUUGUGCUUUGUGUAGCAUUAUUUCAUUUGAUUUUCUGCAUGCAAUAGGCUAUUUGGAUUAAGAACUUUUUGUAAAUGAAUUGUAUGUGAGAGAGUUUCAGAUGGUAAAGGAAAAUGAUUGUUUUUUUCUAGAAUGCAAAGGAAAAUUAUCCCAGGUUUUUCUAGCACACCAACUAGAGAAUACAGUUCGACCAAAAAAAAACAAAACUGGAGAAUACAGUUAUUGUGAAUAUGAAUUGACAUCCCUAUUAGCUUUACUUAUGUGGUCUUUGCUUUAGACUACGCCUCUAGUAAUAUGUUAAAUGAUUAAGAGUCUGGAUUAUUUUGUUAAGGAAAGUCAGUGGGGCAGAAUACAAUCUUAUAUGGAUCCACGUAAUAAGCAAUAUAGAGGUUUUCUCAGAUGACCCGAGACCAACUAAUUUCCUGUCCUGCUGAAUCAUUAGCCUGCACACCUAGAAAAUUAUCUUUUGUGUAUGAAAGCUAGUGAUCUGCUUUACCUCACUUUACUACUCCUCAGACUUCCCUUAGAUGGUAAUUGAAAGCAGGGUCAAACCUCAUGACUGAACUUUUAAAAUAGCUUAAAAGGUGAUAAAUUUCUUACCAAAGAAGUAAAACUCUUUAUCCAAUCAAUUGAUUGUUUGCCAUACGUGGUAAUCCCACUUUGCUAAGAUGUGUUUUUCUUUCCCUUGCCAAAAGAGGUGCAAGGAAACAUCAUGUGGAUCCUCUUGAAUGGUAAGUAAUUGAAGCCAUCGAAGUUUGAAUUGGCUUUUCCCUACAAACUCCUUAAUUGAGGAGAAAAUACCCAAACCUCAUCAAGAGUUUUGAGAGCUCUUUUAAGAUUAUUUAAUGUUCUUUUUUUCCCCUGUCAAGGUUAUCUAAAUGUAUUGUAUAACUCGAGCAUGACAGAAUUUCGGCAUAUCCAGGAUAUAAAUUCUGGAGCAGAUUUUCAUUUAACACCAGUAUUUAAGUCCCUUCCAAGCUGCAAAAACAAAUCACAGAUCUGUCACUUCAACACGAGUAUUUAAAUCCCUUUCCAGCUGCAAAGGGAGUGUAUGGAGUGUUCAUGAUUCAUCCACUGAUGAAUUUCAAAAUCGCCAGUUUUGGGAGGGAAAGAAUUGUCUUGCUGAAAAAUCAUCCUAGCGUGAAAUGCAUGAAUAGGAGGGGGUUACACUUGUUUUAGUUGAAGGCACAUGGCAUAUAUGCAGCCAAGACCUCUCCAUUGUCAUAAAUGCAAGUCGUCUUUUGUGGAAAGACAAUUAUUUCUCAUUAGCAGUUAAACAUUUACCUAUACCGUCCACCACCAUGGUUAAGUACAUAUCUUUUCUUGAGUUGUCUGUGCUGCCAUAGGUACUUUUGGAGAGAAGUUUUUUUUUCUUUUUUCCCCCUAUUUCCUUGAACAGGUGUUUCUUGAAGCCUGAAUCAUCUGCUGCCGUCAAGAGAUAGCCAUCCUUAAUGCCUUGAUCAAGAACAGUUUUCCCUAAAACAGAACUUUGGCAAAAUUCAAAAGCGAAGCUAGAACCAAUAUGGUAAAACAAGGGCCCUGCUACCAUUGUGGUGUUCGAGAAACUCCUCUUUGGAGACAUGGUCCAACGGAGAAACCAGUGUUAUGCAAUGCCUGUGGAUCGAGGUGGAGGCUAAAGGGAUCACUUGAUGAUUAUGUUCCCAAGCGCUACCGUGCAGUUGUUAGAAAACGUAGAUUCCAAAAUAUCAGAGAUGUCCAUGAAGAGGAGAGGAUCGUGCAUACUGGAGAGGUCGCAUUAGGUGAUCUCAACCUUACUGAAUCAUUUGCUUCCAAUAAGAAUAAAUCCAGUCCUGAGUCAAUAACAUCUGAAUUCCAUCAACUCAUCAAGUUGAAAGCUGUUGCUGCAAGCAAAUAUUCAGACAUGCUAGACGUCAAUCAAGUUCCGCCAGUAAAGAGCAGCUUCACACACAUCGAAAGUCUUCAAAAGGAACUUUAUGAAAUGUAUAUUGAUCAACAAUGUGCUUCCACCGUUGCAGCUUCAGAGCUCAUCUAUGAUAAUCUUAAUCGUGGCCUAAAACUUGACAAUGAGAUAGGGCUAGGAGUUGUGAUGCUUAACGCACCAAUAGUUGCCAAGGUGGAAAAAUCUGGAUCAUCUCCUUUUUUGUGGAAAAAGAAUGUUUUAGCCUUACCUGCCGAAGCCAAAGGAGAAGUCUUCUUAAAAUUGAACAGCAUAGAUAGCAGUCAGGGUGUUGCUACUCCACAAGCACCAGCAGAUCCAAAGUGUACAUUUCAGGAGAGGUAUAAAUCUGUUGGGGAAGUAUCUCUACUCCGUUCACCUUUUGCGCUUGGAGGAGACUUGCCACGACGUGUCCGUACAGCUGGUAUAAAGUCUUUUGUCAAUAUCUGUUGGAAACUAAUUUAUAUUAGAUGAAGACAUAUGCAUGAACCUGGCAACUAACUCCAUGUAACCAUUCUUAAAUUGUUAUUGUUUUCCCAAAGCAAAAUUCCUGACAUUGCUAAACUGACAGCACGAACCUGAUUCAUACAGAUAAAUGUGCUGAAUGACGUGGAAUGAAUUUCAUUGGUUUUAAGUGUUUCACCUUUCCUUUACAGUUGCAGGAUUGCAUUUUUUGGAUAAUGCAUGUAAAAGAUCUGUUUUCGUUUUUCAACAUCUGAUGUAGGUCUAGUGGUUAUUCAUAUGGGAAUACAGUCAACUUGAGUUUGAUCAGAUCAUCAGGCCAAGCAAAAGUGACUUCGGAUGAUCCCUCUUACAGGACUUUGGUUAGUGUGGAGGGAAAGGGACAACAGGGUAUUUGAGGAUCAAAUAUCCUUUGUUGAGCUUGGUAUCUUAGUAACAUUGUCCAGUAGAUGAUCUUUGUAUAGGGGUCAGUCCCUCGAAUGAGAUUUUGUUUUUACAGAUGAAAAAAGGUUUAUUGAGUUCAAUAGAAACUAUAUUUUAUUUAGGAGGCUUGAAAUUUGGCUUAACACCAGGCAAAGAUAAGAAAAUUAGACUAUUAGAAUCGUCUUAAGGUAAUUGAAAUACCAAAUUGCAUAUAUGUGGCUGAUUGCUUCUUGGACGGGUCUAGGAUUUAUCUUACUCCAUGGCCUGGAUUGGAAUAUUGAUUACAGCUUUUAUUUUAUUUUUUUUAUUUUUAUUUUUUUUGUGAUAACUGGUUACAGCAUGUUAACAUCUGGCUUGUGAUUCCCUGCUAAUACAAGAAGUUAAAACAAUUUUUUGGGCAGACAAGAAGUUUAACUUUCAGACCUGAGCAGGUCUAUAAAAGGCUCAAGGGGAGACCCCCCACAGGAGGGAGAACCUCCCAGGGGUGAGAGUCCCCAUGUGGGGUCCCCGUAUCCCGCCUCUCAGGGGAGAAAUAAUACUGAGAGGAGCAAGGGGACCAUAGCUGCUGGGAUAACAGCAGGUCCGAAAGGACGGUGGUUUGGAUCCUAACCUCCUUAAAUGGAGAGGGUACCCAAGGAUCAUGUGGUGGUUUGCCGCAAGCAAACCCGGGACUCUAGCUGGCUUAAAACAAUUUUUUGGGCAGACAAGAAGUUUAACUUUAUCGUAUGUUUCUCAGGCCGUCAUCGGCGGAAGACCAAGGAUAAGGAAUCAAUCGGCAAACCAGCACCUGGCUCUUCCUCAAUCGAUGGUGACGUCAGCUGUACUGAAAUUGGGAAGGAGUCCAUGCCAUUGAAGGAUAAAAUGGCUUGCGUAUGCUGUUGCAGCUCAUCCAGGCCAUUUAACUAAUGAUAGUUCUCUGAAAUUGGUGCCCAUUUCCAUUGAACCUUCUUAUAUUUUGGGAUUGUUAGCUGGCCCAGCUUAUGUUUCUCCCAUCAAGUGCAACUUGAAACCCAGUUUUUAUAUUGUAGGUAGUGUCUCGUUGAAUGCAUGAUGGCACAUGCCUCUCUUUCUUUACCCCCUCCCUUUUCCAGCUUUAUAAUGUAAGUUGCUGGAUGUGACUUUCGAAGAUUAAGAUAUUGCCAUUGGUAUCCCGUAAGAGAGACAGGGUUGAAUCCUGCCUUACUGAUGGUGGCUUUUCUUGGACAUCCGUAAUUUUCUCGAUAAUAACCAUUUACCUGUUAUGUGUCA
Eucalyptus grandis is the source of this 5297-nucleotide messenger RNA. RefSeq names its product GATA transcription factor 27-like. Gene Ontology annotation, molecular function: sequence-specific DNA binding; zinc ion binding. The coding region runs from base 2769 to 3638 and encodes 289 amino acids. The transcript has 6 exons. NCBI's taxonomy places the organism in Eukaryota, Viridiplantae, Streptophyta, Magnoliopsida, Myrtales, Myrtaceae. The record is from RefSeq and is a predicted model, not a curated record. Gene Ontology annotation, biological process: regulation of DNA-templated transcription.